This is a messenger RNA of Papilio xuthus (Asian swallowtail), 1189 nucleotides long. RefSeq names its product zinc finger C4H2 domain-containing protein. NCBI's taxonomy places the organism in Eukaryota, Metazoa, Arthropoda, Insecta, Lepidoptera, Papilionidae. Bases 203 to 928 code for a protein of 241 amino acids. Gene Ontology annotation, biological process: positive regulation of neuron differentiation. The record is from RefSeq and is a predicted model, not a curated record. The transcript has 5 exons. Gene Ontology annotation, cellular component: nucleus.
GAACUGCAUUAUUAUGUUGUUUGUGGUAACUCAAACCGACUGUUAUCGACAUUAUUAAUAGUAAAUUGAUCUGAUUGCAGCACAUCACUAGUAAAUCUCAUGUGCGGCUUAUUGCAUUGUCGCUUUGUGCGUUUUCAUUUAGUAUUUAUUUUCGAAAAACGGAUUACCCGGACAGCUUUUUUACAUUAAACAUAACAAAGAAAUGACAGCAGAGAACGAACGCGAAAUAUAUCAUAAAUUAGAAGCGAUGAAAGAAAUCAGAAAUAAAACGAUAACUUUGGAGCGCUUGAAGCGAAGUAUUCUCAAUGAAGUGCGCAGUGGUGACCAGGAGGGCCGGUGCUUGGCACAGUACAAGAGAGAAAUGGAGUUGCUACAGCAGGAGAAGAUGAGCCAUGUGGAAGAGCUACGACAAAUACACGCCGACAUAAAUGCGAUGGAGACAGUGAUAAAGCAGACAGAGGAGAGCAUGGGUCGCAAGCUGACAAACGCAUCACGACUGCACGAGGAUUACCGGCCAUUGAAGGCCGAGGUGGACAUGCUGCGCCGGCAAUGCCUCGGCCUCGACCGCCUGCCUGACCUGCACGAGGAGGAGGGCUCGCCCAUCACACCAGACCGCUUUCCAGCGUCAGUGAGGGGUUCAGGUGUGGGGGGCGGCGCAGGGGGUGUGGGGGGUGCGGGUCUGCCGACUGGCGUGGGGGGUGCAGGGGGCGCCGCGUUCCUGCCCCCCGCGCCGCGCAAGCCGCCCCCGCCGCCCGCGUUCAGGUCUGCCCUACAACAAGAUUUCAUUACCGUCUCGCUGAGACAGCAGCCGCCGCCGAUGAAGUCCUGCUUAUCUUGUCACCAGCAGAUACACAGGAAUGCUCCUAUCUGUCCGCUCUGCAAAGCCAAGAGCCGUUCCAGGAACCCCAAGAAACCAAAAAAGAAAUAAAAAUAAGAAAUAAAUUCAGUCUCUAUAAACUAAGGUAAGUUAAUUUUGGGAAUAGAAUUUUGACCAUACUAUAUGUAUGAAAAAACAUAUGAAACGUUUGUAAAUAUUUUGAUGUCAUAUUUUAUAAGGAGUAUUUGUUAGGUUACAGUAGGAUAAAGUUAACUGACCCAGUGAGAAAUCUAAUUAGUUUUGUCAGAAAAUAUAUAAAACUUAUAUAGAUAUGACAAAGUUUUAACAGUGGUAGAGCUCGCUUUAACAUCU